Molecule: messenger RNA, 1194 nt
Organism: Exophiala aquamarina CBS 119918
Lineage: Eukaryota; Fungi; Ascomycota; Eurotiomycetes; Chaetothyriales; Herpotrichiellaceae
Exons: 5
Coding region: 1-1194 (397 amino acids)
Source: RefSeq, a predicted model, not a curated record
AUGGCUUCCACCACCAACGUCCUCAUCUCCGGUGCCAGCCGAGGACUCGGAAAGGCUUUCGUCGAACAGUAUCUCGCCCGGCCAAACCACACUGUCAUCGGUACGGUCCGCGACGUCAAGAGCGCUGCCGCUGAGGAGCUGCGAGCGCUGCCCGCGGCCGAGGGCAGCAAGGUCGUAUUGGUCAAGGUUGAGUACACCUCGACGACGGACGCCGUGGACGCUGUCAAGGAGCUCGAGGCACAGGGUAUCACCAAGCUCGACAUCGUCAUCGCCAACGCCGGCAUCGCUGGCCAGCAAGGGCGUAUUGAGACCAUCGACCCCAAGGGCCUCGCAGAGGUCUACCUGGUCAAUGCCGUUGGCCCGGCCGUGCUCUUCCUGGCGCUGAAGCCGCUCCUCGACAGGGCCGAGACGCCCAAGUGGUUAGCCAUAAGCUCCGGUCUCGCGUCGCUCCACGAUCUGCACAAGUACCCCAUGUUCCCGGGGUUCCCGUACAACGGGUCCAAGGCGGCGUUGAACCACUUCACCAAGACCAUCCACGUUGAGAGUCCUAAAAUUAUCGCCUUUGCCGUUUCUCCUGGGUUCUUUGAGACCGACAUGGGACGCAAGAGUGCCGCAUUUUUCGGCUUUGAGAACCCGCCCUUUUCGGACAUCAACACUAAUAUUAAGAGCAUUAUCGGGCUGGUGGAUAAUGCGACUCGGGAGAAGUAUUCGGGGCAGUUUCUCAAUUUCGAUGGCCAGCUCAUUGAGUGGAUUGUUAACGAAGUUGACCACGAGUUGAUAUCGCUGAUGCGACAAGCGGGCAUCAGCAAAUUCCUCUUCUAUCGCACCCAAGAAUUCGACAGUUACUGUAAAACAUAUCCGCAGAGAGCGGUGACUUCCGUGAUCGAUACAGUCACGGAUUGGGAAAGGAUAUAUAAACCACAUUUUGAGCAACUAGAAUACCCAGUCACACGCUUUAUGAAAGGUGACAUUGCGCGCAGAUCAUGCUUGCGAAUUCCACCCGUGGCUGCAAGACCCACCGAUCCAGAACAAUCAUGGAAUGAUGCUAGCAAUGCAUGGUUCUCCGCUGAUGAGGAAGCUAGCUUCGCGCUGGAGAAUGGGGGCUAUAGCGGUCCCACGCGACAACCUGGGUGUUGCAUUCGGCGGCUGGUCAAUUUUGCAAGUGUCUCCUAUAUCUACAUAGCCAAGUUUUAG